Molecule: messenger RNA, 1038 nt
Organism: Ramularia collo-cygni
Lineage: Eukaryota; Fungi; Ascomycota; Dothideomycetes; Mycosphaerellales; Mycosphaerellaceae
Product: related to calcium-binding protein caleosin
Exons: 2
Coding region: 1-1038 (345 amino acids)
Molecular function (GO): monooxygenase activity; calcium ion binding
Source: RefSeq, a predicted model, not a curated record
AUGGCUCCACCAACUCCGGGUCCUAGCAAGGCACCAAUCACCUCAAAAGACCAGUUACCAACCAUCCCAGAAGACAAGUCACCGACAGUCCCACAAGACAAGUCAUCAAAAGACAUGAAAGAUGAGGAGGCAUCAACCGCCCCACAAGACAAGCCACCAACAGCCGUACAAGACAAGUUACCAACCGCCCUCAAAGACCAGUUCCCCGGACAGCUCGACACACAAAAGCAAUUCCCCAACAAGUUCGAUGAGACCAAUGCAGUAAAGCUAGAUGACAUCGACAAAUCUUACCGAACCGCUUCGGCGGAGGUUCCGAUCACGAUUGAGCGGCCUCUCUUCAUCCCACCAAACAAGUCCGACCUCCAAUAUCCCGAGUGCUCGCUCCAAGACGCCGGCACUGCGCGGUUCAAUCGGGCACCUUGUCAGGAGAAACCGAAUGGUACCGUGGGAGAAUGGUCGGCAUCUCACGUUCACCAUUCGGUCUUGCAGCAACAUGUCGAUUAUUUCGAUCGAUCCAAGAUUGGAAUCAUCAGUCCGCUGGACACCUUCGUCUCGAUCCGCAAGUGGGGUUGGAACAUCCUGCUGGCACUCGUCCUAGCCGCCAUCAUCCRUCUCGGCGUCUCCUACCCUACUUGUCCAUCCUUGAUACCGGAUAUGCGCUUUCGGAUCUGGACGAAGAGAAUCCACAAGAGUGUACAUGGGAGCGACUCUCUAUCCUACGACAACGAAGGACGWUUCCGACCGCAGAUGUUUGAGGAAAUCUUCACCAAGUACGAUGGAGGAUCCAAGGGAGGACUGACGAUUCGAGACUUGACGAGAUUUCACAAGGGACAGAGGAAUGCCAUGGAUUUCUGGGGUUGGUCUGUUACUGCUGUUGAGUGGAUCGCCGUCUACCUCUUGCUUUGGCCUGAGGACGGAGUGAUGAAGAAGGAGGACGUGAGGUGUGUCUUUGAUGGGACCAUCUUUCAGAAGAAGGCGGAUGAGUAUGCGGACAAGAAGAAGGGUGGGAAGGGCAAGGUGCAGGAGAAGUCGACUUGA